CGCACACACGCACACACACACACACACACAGGCAAGGACUACCCAGCCUCAAUGCCCGGGCUCAGAGAGACACCAACACCUCUACUGGAACUCUACUGGCUUUUCUCUCACUGAGGUGGACAAACUCUCAGCACAAUGGGAUCCAGUUUCGCCUGCCUACUGCCUGUAAUGUUGAGCGAACGCAGGAACCAACGCCAGAACCAGCAGUGACGUUCACUCCAAGCUAUAAGAAAACACCUCCUCCGGUUCCUCCACGCAGCAUAAUAAAGCCGGUGAUCUCGGUCACAGCUCAGAGCAGCACAGAGUCCAUGCAGGAUGCAUAUCAAGAAGGCCGUUUACCCCGCUUGCCCCGCAGCAGGGAUGUCUGGGGGAAAUAUGUCUCCACAGAGAGCUUGGACAGCGCCAAGGCGCUCACACUGGCCACAGAGGGAAGACGGUUGGUAUCCACAGGCAGCUAUACGUCAGUGCAGACCUGUGAUAAGGCUGUGCUCGUGUCGAAAGCAGAGGAAUACCUUAAAACACCGCGUUCAUCUAUAGGAAUACAGGUGGAAGCAGUCACAGACUCAGAAGCAGAGAGUAAAGGACUGCCAAAGUAUCAGUCAGUGGGCAUCCAGGUGGAAGGCGAGAAACGCCAUGGGCGUUUUAAGCGCUCGAACAGCGUGACAGCAGCAGUGCAGGCCGAUAUAGAGCAUGAGCUGUUCCGAUCAGUGGAGGAUAAGGUAGUGCAGUUUGGCGGCUUUCAGAGGCACUCAGAGCCAAGCUCUCCUGCGCAAUACAGCGCCACACGCACCGUGCGCACACAGGGCAUCUUCACCUACCGAGAUGAUUACCGAGCCCCGAGCGGGCCACCGAGCCCACGUGCCGCAGCCUGGGUCGAGGAAACAGAAGAAGCAGAAACAGGCCAGGUGUCUUCAGUGCGUGCUGAUGGUAGCUGGUACAUGCAACUUCUGCACAAUGAGACCAAGCGCAUGGAGGCCUGGUGUAAAGAGAUGGAGCGUGAGGCUGAGGAGCACGAGCUGUCUGAAGAGAUUUUAGGAAAGAUCCGGAGUGCUGUUGGAAGUGCACAACUCCUCAUGUCACAGAAAUUUCAGCAGUUUUACUGGCUUUGUGAGCAAAACCUGGACCCGAGUGCAAUGCCCCGACCCACGGCUCAGGAUCUGGCUGGAUUCUGGGAUCUGCUGCAGCUCUCCGUCGAUGACGUCACAGCCAAGUUUGAGGAGUUGCAGAAGAUCAAGAGAAAUGAGUGGAGAACUGUGGAGGAACCAGAAGAGAAGGAGAGAAAGUGGCCUCCUCCAACGGUGAAAAGGCCGCCUAAAGGGCGUGGCGCCGGAUUGACACGUGACCGAUCUCUGGAUCUGCAGGACCGACAGAGGCAGGAGGCUCGACGCAGGCUAAUGGCCGCCAAACGAGCUGCUUCGUUUCGCCAAAGCUCAGUCUCGGAGAGGGCGGAUAGUAUAGAGAUUUAUAUACCAGAAGCCCAGACGCGACUAUGAAAUGCACGAUUACUCAUCCUGUCACCUGCACGUGCUGCUAUUACACACCCUGUCUACACAGGUUCACUCCCAAGCACCCUUAAUCACUCUUAAACACAUUCCUGAGCUCUCUAAGUGCACGUGUAAUCUUGAACAUGUUUCUCCACUGAUCCAAGAGGCUUCAUCAAUUUAUAAGUGCUCUGUCUGGUUUUCUCUGAAACUCUGUUCUCUGCAUAGUGCACUACUUUGGAAGUGUGCUAUUUUGUAGUUAUGUCUGUAUGCACAGGGGAGAAAAUCCAGUGCAUUCCAACAAUGCACUGCAAUAAGUAGUGUCUAAAUGAAUAUUAAGUAUGGGCUGCCUUUACAUACUUGUCUGAUGGUGUUAUUUCCCACAUGCAAAGUCAUUAAAAAGUCUUUGUGUUCAA
Molecule: messenger RNA, 1897 nt
Organism: Ictalurus furcatus (blue catfish)
Lineage: Eukaryota; Metazoa; Chordata; Actinopteri; Siluriformes; Ictaluridae
Product: disks large-associated protein 2
Exons: 8
Coding region: 309-1493 (394 amino acids)
Biological process (GO): signaling
Cellular component (GO): postsynaptic specialization; glutamatergic synapse
Molecular function (GO): molecular adaptor activity
Source: RefSeq, a predicted model, not a curated record